CCUGUCCCCUUCUCCCUCUCAGUCCUCUCACCAAGUCCUCCCUUGGUCUUCUCUUUCCCAUCCCUCUCACCAGCCUUCUCCCACCCCCUGCUCCCAUCCUCCUUGUCGACUCUGCCUAGCUAACCCUUUCUUCCUGUGUCCCCAGUCUCAUUGAAGUCCCUUUCUCCCUUCCCCUGGUCUGGCUCCCUUGUCCCAUCCGGUCCCCGCCCUGUCCCCUUUGUGCCCCUGCCUCCCUUUUUCUCUCUCUCUCCUUGGCUUGGCAUUCCUUCUCCACUUCUAAUUCCCUCGGUUCAGCCUCCCUGUCCUUUCUGGACCCGCUGGUCUCCCUGCCACGGUCCAAGCCAUCAUGUUCACCCCAAUGGUGGCUGGGGGGGUGGUGUUCCCCGGACUCUUCCUCCUAUCCAAGAACACGCUCCAGAGGCUGCCCCAGCUGCGCUGGGAGGAAGCCGACGCGGUCAUUGUCUCCGCCAGGCUCGUGUCCUCUGUCCAAGCCAUCAUGGCCUCCACAGCUGGCUACAUCGUCUCCACCUCCUGCAAGCACAUCAUUGAUGACCAGUCAACCAGGGAGAGCAAGAGUGUGGAGCAAAGAGAACCCCAAAGCAGAUCCUGGCACUGGCUGUCCUCUGCCUACACACAGUUUGCAGUACCCUACUUCAUCUACGAUAUUUAUGCCAUGUUCCUCUGCCACUGGCACAAGCACCAGGUUAAAGGGCACGGAGGAGAAGAUGGGACGCCCAAAGCCUUGGGCAGCACCUGGGCAGUGGUACGUGGCUACCUGCACAAGGAGUUCCUCAUGGUGCUCCACCACGCGACCAUGGUGCUGGUAUGCUUCCCUCUCUCAGUGGUAUGGCGACAGGGCAAGGGUGAUUUCUUUCUAGGCUGCAUGUUGAUGGCUGAGGUCAGCACACCCUUUGUUUGCCUGGGCAAGAUCCUCAUCCAGUACAAGCAGCAGCACACACUGCUGCACAAGGUGAACGGGGCCCUGAUGCUGCUCAGCUUUCUGUGCUGUCGGGUGCUGCUCUUCCCCUACCUGUACUGGGCCUACGGGCGGCAUGCCGGCCUGCCACUGCUCUCAGUGCCCCUGGCCAUCCCAGCCCAUGUCAACCUGGGUGCAGCUCUGCUCCUUGCCCCUCAGCUCUACUGGUUCUUCCUCAUCUGCCGCGGGGCCUGCCGCCUCUUCCGGCCCCGAGGGUCCCCGCCAACCUCUCCCUGUCAGACCCAGGACUGAGGCUGGGGUCUGGGGAACACCCCCCCCCGUGGGGACAGGGCUCUGGGGCCAAUGGGUGGGGGUUGAGAGCCAGGGGCCCCAUACCUUGACAAGCCCCAAGACUGACAGAUGGACUUGGAAUGGGAGGGAGAAAUCUACCCUCAGGUAGAUGGUCAGGUGACUGGAAGACAGGGAGAGAGGGGACCUCUGCUCCCCAGAGUAUCUAAACCUGGGAUUACAGGCCUCUUCCUGCCCUGUGCUGGCCAAGUGAAGGCAAGAGGAAGAUCUGGAGGGCCUGUGGGAAGACAGGGGCUCAACAGGACUAGAAGUCAAAGGACAUAGGGGUGGCCCCACUGCCAAGGACAUCCCAGCCCUCUGCUGCAAACCCCUCUCUGCUCCCUAUCGCCUGGGAGAGAGAAGACACCCUAACCCACCCCGUGGGCUGGUGGCCCCCACAGUUCCUUCCUGUGGAGGUCAGUCAGAGGAACCGUAUUUAUUUAUUCACCCAUAUCAAACGAGUUUGUUGGGGUGGGGGGAGGGAGAGGACUGCUCCCCCAACAGCCUUCCCAGUGCUGAACAACCCCGCAGGCAGGUGAGGCCAGUCCCUUCCCCCCUUCCCAGCAGGCUGCACAUCUCGCCCUCGGGCUCUGGCUUGUCCCUGGUGCUAUAGACCUCUCAAGGCUUCCUCAAUCUGGGGUCACAGACCCUGGGAGGUGCUUCACAGACUGCUAAUAAAGACGAUCUGCGUGACCGCCA
Messenger RNA from Nannospalax galili (Upper Galilee mountains blind mole rat), 1963 nucleotides. RefSeq names its product TLC domain containing 3B (gene Tlcd3b). Gene Ontology annotation, cellular component: endoplasmic reticulum; membrane. Lineage: Eukaryota; Metazoa; Chordata; Mammalia; Rodentia; Spalacidae. The transcript is spliced from 6 exons. Gene Ontology annotation, molecular function: sphingosine N-acyltransferase activity. The coding region runs from base 347 to 1228 and encodes 293 amino acids. Gene Ontology annotation, biological process: lipid homeostasis; ceramide biosynthetic process. The record is from RefSeq and is a predicted model, not a curated record.